AUGGACACAACUACCCCCACCACCACCACCACACCCACCACAACCACUACAGACACCCCACAAACACCCACCGAGCGCCUCGUCGCCCUCCGCGCCCACGCCCGCGACCACCAGCACGCCUUCUUCAGCGCAAACUCCGAGCGGGCCCAGCGCCUCUCGGUGCUCAUCUCGGACGCCGAGCAGCACAACGACAAGAUCGAUGCGCUGGGCGCCCAGCAGAAGGGCUUCUGGGACACGCCGCUGUAUCUGCGCAUGGUGGCGGUGGUGCUGAACUCCCAGCGCGAGGUGCAGGCGUACCAUGACGAGAGCAUGAGGCUGGAGGAGGACUACCAUCGCGUGGUGGAGGAGAUGAAGCAGCAGGAGAGGGUGCUGAUGAUGAGGGAGGGGCAGGCGGAGAGACAGCGGGAGGCAGAGGAGAAUGAAGAGUGGGAUGACGAGCAGGGAGGAGAGGAGGAGGAUUUGUGA
Morchella sextelata is the source of this 465-nucleotide messenger RNA. RefSeq lists its product as uncharacterized. Bases 1 to 465 code for a protein of 154 amino acids. The record is from RefSeq and is a predicted model, not a curated record. NCBI's taxonomy places the organism in Eukaryota, Fungi, Ascomycota, Pezizomycetes, Pezizales, Morchellaceae. The transcript has a single exon.